Gasterosteus aculeatus aculeatus (three-spined stickleback) is the source of this 817-nucleotide messenger RNA. RefSeq names its product cystatin C (amyloid angiopathy and cerebral hemorrhage) (gene cst3). The record is from RefSeq and is a predicted model, not a curated record. Gene Ontology annotation, cellular component: vesicle; cytoplasm. NCBI's taxonomy places the organism in Eukaryota, Metazoa, Chordata, Actinopteri, Perciformes, Gasterosteidae. Gene Ontology annotation, molecular function: cysteine-type endopeptidase inhibitor activity.
CGUCGAGCCGCCGCUGUUGUUGUUGUUGUUGUUUCGUCUCCUCGGUCGUGUCUCAGCGCGCGGUGACAGUCACACGAUGUGGAAGCUCUUUUUCACGGUUAUCGCCGCGGUGUCCCUCGUCGGUUCCGCUGUCCUCGUCGGAGGCUUUCAGGACCUCGACGUCAACGACGGAGGCGCGCGUGACGCACUCAACUUCGCCGUGGCGAAGCACAACAGAGGCAGCAACGACUUGUACCUCAGCCAAGUGGCGCAAGUGAUCCGGGUCCAGAGGCAGUUGGUGGCUGGCUACAAGUACCUGAUCACUGUGAAGAUGGUCAAGUCUGAGUGCAGAAAGGACAACGCGAAGGACGCGUGUGCCGCCCAACAAGGCUCAGCAGCUCGGUCUUACCAGUGCAAAUUCACCGUGUGGAGCCGCUCAUGGCUCAAUGACAUCCAGCUGCUGAAGGAGGAAUGCUAGAAAGAGAACUACAGGAAAUCAUCAUCAUCAUCAUCAUCAUUAUUGUUUGUAGAAUAACCUUCAUAUUUAGAGCAAUAUGUAUUUUCCUGUAGAUGAUGCAAAGCAUUAAUAGAAUUUGCAUACAUUUACCUUUUAUAAAAGCAACUUUGUAAUACUUAAUCACUAAACCAAAUAAUUGGAUUUUGAAUUGUUGACAUGGCUAUUGAAAAAAGUUUUAAAAUGAAAUGAAUUAAAGUUCCAUAGUAGCAUGAAUGUGUCCAUUGAUAUCCAGUAUUCUGUCAACUAUUUCAAUCAUUGUUGAAUGUUCAGCAUUCCUAUCCAUCAUCUGACAUUGGUCACUAAAGCAACAAAUACUGUAAA